GUCAAAGUUACUCUAAGAUUGGGUAUUUCUCAUAAACGAGGUCUUUGAGAACGCGUACUCAGGGCAGCCGAAACUUUAGCGUUAAAGUCCCUAGAUUCAGUAUUUUAUUCCUAGCAAUUACUCCGGAAUGCAGAAGGCGAAUGGCGGCGGUCAGAGAGGGGGUGGGAAUAAUAAACUGAAGGCGUGUCGGCGUCUAUUUUGACACCGGAAAAUGAAGAGUUUCACGUAAGAAUGAGAUUUUUGUAUUUAGUUGACUGACGCAGGUGAAUAAGCGUUUCGUUAGAGUACGACGGAAACGUAGAUGUGGCGAAACUGCAUGUUCUAUCCGGCGUGGGAACUCCGCCAAGGGCUUUGACCGAUAGUGUGUCACCAUAGAAAGCCUCUGUGAUAUAAAUCGCAGCGUGCUACGUGACACAUGUGCUUGUCAUUCGUUUGCUUGCCAACGGUGGAAUGUUUGUAUGGGGUAGAGGAAAGGCGGUAGCCUAUACCAGGGAAUGGAGACUGAGAGCGUGAAGUCAGGGGCUAGCGAGCAUAGCCACAGCCACCACAGCCGAGGGUCACAGAAACACCAUAGAUCCCACGGCAACAAAUCACAUCACCGACAGCAUUCACACCGAACAUCUAGAAGCAAUAGGAGUCAAAGGAAAGAACGACAUAAUCUGGAUACUAACGAAAUGGCUCCUUUUCAAACGAUGGUGAACGUUCGAGGUGAUAGCGUCGAUAAUUUAGGCCAAGAAGUGAUCGAAGUGCAAAUAUUGCCGCAAGAUGAGAAUUGGGGUGAAAAUACCACAGCAGUUACGGGGAACACUUCGGAUCGGUCCGAGUCAACCGAGGAUGUUAGCCAUUGGCCAAUCGAAGGAGAGAAUUCGUUUGGUUUCACUUGUAAUCGUUAUGUAGGUUCAGUGGUGGCAGCUAUACUCGGAAUAAGCGCCUUUCUGAGUCCCAUAGCUAUGGUCAUAUUGCCAAAAUUGGGAUUCUUUCCUGAUUCAACGAGCGUAUUGACCUUGCAACAAAGGCUUCAAUUAUUGUCAUGCAAUGCCGAAUGUAAAGGCCAGUUACUUGGUCUAGCUUUUAAGCUAGUGCUGUUAGGCAUAGGAAGCUGGGCUGUUUUUUUACGACCACGAAAUGCCAUCAUGCCAAGGGUUUUUUUAUUCAGAGCAGGAGUUCUCGUACUUACGAUGCUCUGCAUAUGCACUUACUGGUUAUUCUACGUUGUACAGGUUACAGAGAGUGCUAAGACUGCAGCUAAUGGUGAAAUAACAGAGUACAAAAGUUUAGUAAAUUAUGCCGGAACCCUUGCUGAUACACUGUUGUUUAUACAUUACGUCGCAGUACUUCUCAUAGAAAUUCGUCAUUUGCAGCCAACAUAUUACCUAAAAGUGGUAAGAUCUCCAGAUGGCGAAUCAAGAUCUUAUGCAAUUGGUCAACUGUCGAUCCAAAGGGCAGCGGUGUGGGUACUGGAGAGGUACUACACCGAAUUUCCUAUUUAUAACCCAUACUUGGAACGGCUUCCAGUUUCAAAGUCAGGCAGGAAACCAUCUAGCUUUAAGUUUUAUGAAGUUGAUGGAGGAGUGACCACUGGAAUGCAGCAACGAGGAGUCGGUGGUGACAGAGCCGUUCUUGCCGCACAAGCACGUCGCAGAGAUUCUAGCCACAAUGAGCGUUUCUACGAGGAACAUGACUAUGAGCGAAGGGUUAGAAAAAGGAAAGCUCGCUUAAUCACCGCUGCCGAGGAAGCAUUUGCGCACAUUAAAAGAUUGCACUCAGAAGGUGAGUCAGCUCCCAGUCCGGGGCCAAUGGAUCCUAUGGAAGCAGCGCAAGCAGUGUUCCCAUCGAUGGCACGAGCACUGCAGAAGUACCUGAGGGUAACUCGACAACAGCCACGACAUUCGGUGGAGUCGAUUUUAGGCCGAUUGGCACGUUGUUUGGCACAAGAUGCUGCCCCCAGAGCAUUUUUAGAACCUUUUUUUACAACAAGUCCCAUUUUGUCUAAUGAAAAAGAACGACAGAGACGAUCACAUCACUGGGCACUUGUGUGCGAAGGUGAGCUGCCUUCUCGUCCCCUCGCAUCUGGGUGUGAAUUUCAACUGAGGCAGGGCGAAGUAGCUCUUCUAUGUACAGUUCAUCGAUUACCUCAUUUUAACCUCACCGAACAGCUUGCUCAUCCCAAAUCAAACAAGUUUCUUUUGAGACUUAACUCGGAAACGUCUGUAUAGCAUCAACCAGAACAUCACUUCAUUUUGAUACAUAGGUUUUUUAUUUCAUCAAUGCAAUACUCAUUUAGUGAUAUUAACGUGUUAUGCCGGAUGUCCAUCAAGUAUCCAAUUUUUCAAGCAGACUGUCAAUUGCAGGUUCAAAGAAUCUUAUUUUUGAAUGUAUUUGCUGCAGCGUAAAACAAUGUUAAGUAUCAAUGUUAGCUUGUAUGUUAUUAAUUUAUCUACUAAUUAUGCACUGGUGAAUAAGUAUUUAUUUACUUCAUGAUGAUCAAAUGGAUAGUUAUACUCAUAAUUCUUUGAAUUUUAUACUUGAGUGAUAAGGCUCUGUCUUGUAAUGGUGCAUAUCGAUAAUUUUAUGCAAAAAUGUUUAAAUUAAGUACGGGGAUAUCGCUAAGAAUUCUUCAAAAGAUAAUUGUUGAGGUGAUAUUGAAUUAUACACGCGAAUAGAUUUCACUGCCGUUAUUGGUCUUCAGUUUGAGAGCAUAACGGAAUUGCGUGUAAUUCAAAAUUACCGCAUUGUACUUUAUGAACAAGGAUUGACAUUAAAGUACACAAAUUGUUUAAAUACUUAUGUCGAAUGUGAGAAAGAUAAAAGCACAACAGAGUAUUAUAGAUAUUUUAAUAUCGCUACUAUUGUAUAUGAAUGUAUUUAAAAAAUCAAAGCUGUACGCAUUACAGUUUUUUUUAUUAUCAAAGAGGUAGGCUAAGCUAGCGGGAAGUGCCGUUGCCGUUUGUGUACUUACACCAGUAUCUGGUGAUACCAGAAAUGUCCAUGCUAAUUUUCUUCUAUAGAGCAUGCUUGUUAAAAUGCUAAAAAUGUACCGAGAUCGAGAUACUCUGAGUUAAAUUUUUUGUUUUAUUCAAGUAAUUUCAUCGACUCAAUUGUGUAUACAAAUUUUGCAUUGACAUCACAUUCUUUAACAUUGACUGAUCUCAUACCUUGACUUAUUUUGGGUCAUUCCAAUAGUUUAUUUAAAAAUAUUUUUAACAUUCCGAUACCCUUUUUCCAAGCAAAUUAUAUGCAGUGAUUUGUAGUUGAGCUCUUGUUGAUAUCGAACAUUGAAACUAAAUUAUCUUUGCUUCAUUUUGUACGGACAUAUUUACAUUUCUAUGUUUACAAACUGUGUCUAUUAUAAGUGAUUAACAUAAUAGCUAUGGAGUAAGGAUUAAAAAUACGGUCGAUGUUGCAAGUGAAGAAAUUUGGUACAUUAUUUUACUUGUUCACUUUCUAGUGGAAAAUUAUGGCAAAUCAAUAUUGUGAACUUAACCACUGCAUACUGUCAAGUACUGAACUGUGCUCACGUAAGACUAACCUGUUAUUGUUAAUGCAAAUAACGUUUACAACUAGGAACAAAAUAGGGAUAAACUUUUGAUUUCCUUGAGGAACUUGGAUUAAUAGUCACAGGAUUUUUAUGUUAAGCAGGUGAAAUAUGAAGUUAUGUAAUUCCAUAAUUACAUAUCAAAUAUAAGUAGAUAUUGCAGACCAUUUUCUGCAUUAUUCAACUGUGGUGACUGGCAUAAAUUGUAUGUACUCAAAAGCAUUUUUAUACACCAGCGAGUGGCAAGAAUCGAAUGUAUUUAAAGAACGUUUUUAUACUUUUGGUGAAUGCGAAAUGCCACCAAUUGAUAUAGCUUUUUUAAGUAGUUUUUUUAAUUUAUAUGUGUGAGUAUUACACUUGUGUACUUAUUGAGAUUCACAAAUAAAAGUAAUUUGAUGUAA
Messenger RNA from Orussus abietinus, 3936 nucleotides. It is a transcript of the gene Vang, whose product is annotated as vang-like protein 1. Gene Ontology annotation, cellular component: plasma membrane. Gene Ontology annotation, biological process: Wnt signaling pathway, planar cell polarity pathway; establishment of planar polarity; multicellular organism development. Bases 495 to 2216 code for a protein of 573 amino acids. The record is from RefSeq and is a predicted model, not a curated record. NCBI's taxonomy places the organism in Eukaryota, Metazoa, Arthropoda, Insecta, Hymenoptera, Orussidae. The transcript is spliced from 4 exons.